This is a messenger RNA of Hydra vulgaris (swiftwater hydra), 1203 nucleotides long. RefSeq names its product ADP-ribosylation factor-related protein 1. The record is from RefSeq and is a predicted model, not a curated record. NCBI's taxonomy places the organism in Eukaryota, Metazoa, Cnidaria, Hydrozoa, Anthoathecata, Hydridae. Gene Ontology annotation, molecular function: GTP binding; GTPase activity. Gene Ontology annotation, cellular component: Golgi apparatus. Gene Ontology annotation, biological process: intracellular protein transport; Golgi to plasma membrane protein transport; protein localization to Golgi apparatus.
AAUUCUACUCUACUUCAUAGAUUUAUAUACAUUCAAAUAUAUGUUUUCCUUAUUACAAGGACUGUGGAAGUAUUUGUUUCAGAAAGAUGAGUAUUUUAUUUUGAUAAUUGGUUUGGAUAAUGCUGGAAAAACUACUUUGUUUGAACAACUGAAAAGAAAGUAUUGUCUUACAAAAUAUGGAGGAAUUCCUUUUGAAAAAAUAGCACCAACAGUUGGAAUGAAUAUGGGUAAAAUUGAUUUAAAAACAGCUGUUUUAGUUUUAUGGGAUUUAGGGGGUCAAGAUGAGCUCCAAUCAUUAUGGAGUAAAUAUUUUUCAGACUGUCAUGGUAUAAUUUAUGUUAUUGACUCUUCUGAUACACAUCGCUUUGAGGAGUCUUACAAGUGCUUUUCUUCACUCAUAUUGGAUGAACAGUUAAAAGGUGUUCCUCUACUGGUACUUUCAAACAAACGAGAUAAAGCUAAUUCUGUAAAUUCUGAAGCAAUAAAAAAUAUUUUUAAUCAUAGUUCUCACAAUAUUGGUCGAAGGGAUUGCAUGCUACAUGAGGUGUCAGCAUUAAAAGGAGAAGGUAUAACAGAGGGUAUAGAAUGGAUGCUUCAAUGUGUAAAGCGGAAUGUUAUUCGUCCUCCUAAGCAUGAAGAUAUUAUUUAAAACUUUGGAAAAAAAAUUAAAAGAAGUUUUGUAUAAAAUAGGGUAUCAGCAUAUAGAAAAAUAACAACUUUUUUUAGUCUUUAGCUCGAAGAUAAUAUUUUACAAAGCUUAAUUUUUGUGUAUAUUUAUAUAAAUUUAUUUAAGUUUUGACAAUUUUAAAUGAUUGUUUUAUAUAAAUAUUAAAUUUAUUUAAGUUAGUGUUAAAAGAAAUGGAAUAAAAGCUCAAAAUAAUUAUAAUUAAAUACUUAGUAUAAAAAUUAAUUUUUUUUAAAUUUGUAUAUUUAGGCUUUAAAUUGCAACAAUCGUUUUUGUUUUAAUACAGGUGUGAAUCCAAGGGGAAGCGUCAUGGGAAAUAUCUCAAGGUCAAGGGGAAAAUAUUUUUAUACCAUAAAGAAAAUAAAGAGUUUAAAUAUUUUAGAAGAUAUGUACGGUAUAUCUAAGCCAUGCUUGUUAACAUGCGUUUUGCAAUAGUAUAAUUUUUAUGUUAACUAGUAUUUGCAUUUUUAAAUUUGUCAAUGUAUUCUUUUGUGUCUUUAUACUAAUAUCUAUGUGUA